GCAGCAGCGGUACGCCUCCUCCAGGCGCAAUUCGCCCAGAAAAUAGCGGAUCUUUUUUAUUCUGGGGUUGACCGCCCGCUCUCCACCUUCCGCGACUCCGCGUGCGCACGCUUCCAGAAGCCCGCGACAUGCUCCCGAUGCGGAUUCGAAGCCGGCUGUGAGAAGGUUCGAAGCGGACCCAGUGGUAAUGCCUCCCCGCAGCGCUGAACCUGUUCCACCCCGCACACAAAGCCUGUAAAGCAGGCCGUGUUCCUCCCCUCAAACAUGUCGGGGAAUCAGUACAAAGGCAACGACGUCAGCUGCUGCAUCAAAUACUUCAUCUUCGGAUUCAACAUCCUGUUUUGGUGAUGUGGGGGCAACUUCAAACACACCUCCUGUUUCACUUCACAAGUUACAAAAGGGCUUUGUGAAGCUGCUGGGCAUGGCCUUGGUGGGCAUCGGCCUGUGGGCAUGGAGUGAGAAGGGGGUUUUGUCCAACAUCUCGUCCAUCACGGACCUGGGGGGGCUGGACCCAGUCUGGCUCUUCAUGGUGGUCGGGGGAGUCAUGUUCAUUCUGGGCUUUGCGGGAUGCAUCGGAGCCCUGCGGGAAAACACCUUUCUACUCAAGUUUUUUUCUGUGUUUCUGGGGAUUAUCUUUUUCUUGGAGCUGACGACGGGAGUCCUGGCGUUUGUCUUUAAGGAUUGGAUUAAAGACCAGCUCAACCUGUUUAUCAAUAACAACAUCCGGGCGUACCGGGACGACAUCGAUCUGCAGAACCUAAUCGACUUCACUCAGGAAUACUGGGAAUGCUGCGGUGCGUUUGGAGCAGACGACUGGAACCUGAACAUCUAUUUUAACUGCACUGAUGGGAAUCCUAGUCGAGAAAAGUGUGGCGUUCCCUUCUCCUGCUGCACCAAGGACCCGGCGGAGGAUGUAAUCAACACUCAGUGUGGAUACGACAUUCGAGCUAAACCUGACUCUGAGCAAAAGGACUACAUCAACGUGAAGGGCUGCGUCCCGCAGUUCGAGAAGUGGCUGCAGGACAACCUCACCCUGGUGGCCGGGAUCUUCAUCGGAGUCGCACUCCUGCAGAUCUUUGGGAUUUGUUUGGCCCAAAACCUUGUGAGUGACAUCGAAGCUGUGCAGGCGAGCUGUUUCUUUACCUGAUGAUGAAGUGGCAUUUAAAUUCUAACAGCCCGGAUCUGGAACACAUCGCUGUGGGACCAUUCAGACAACCUCGCCGAUCUGCUGCACCGCUUUUCUUCACCGAACCAGCACCUUUUCUCCGAGGCACUACUACGUGAACCGCUCUAUAUAUAACACUGUGUGAGUUGUUGGAGAGGAGGGUUAAACAUGCACUACAUGCAGGUCGCUCGGUUUUGAUAGCGACGCGUAGAGAGUAGGAGUUUUGAUACAUCUUUUUGAUAAUAGAUCGGUAUUUUUCACUGUGGAAAUGCCACUCCACUGCUAAACUCAUUAUGUGACGUAGUUGUGUUCCAGAACAGGCCGACGGGCUCAUUUUAAAGCUGCUUGCUUUGCGUACCUCUCCUCUGCGCCCUCUCUGCCUCGGGUUGGCCGAGUAACACAACUGAAGAGGAUGUCACGUUUUCUUUUUCACAAUAACACUUAAAGGAUUUUGGUGUGUUACGGCAGACUCCAUGCACUGUGUUUUACAGGCUACACAAACUGCUAGUCGAUGUCCAACGGCUUGUUUGCUUUUCCAAUUUUGGAUGAAAGGUUUUUUGCAGCUUCUGUUUCGAAAACCUUUGAAAUGCAAAAUUUGACUUUUUGUGUUACUAAAUAUUACGUCUAUGUCUAUGAUACAUAUAAUGAUACGUGAUGUCUGUAUGGUGAAAGUUAUUGGUUUCUAGAAUCAUUACUUCUCUACAUAGUGCCCGUGUCCAUCUGGAGAGAAAAGAUCCAGUCAUCAGUUAUGAAACUUAAAAGGGCCAGUGUGUAGGAUCUACUCUAUAUUUCAAGAAAUGUAGAGUAGAGUAUUAUCCUCCAUAGCUCCAUAGGCCCUCCGUUUCUACGGUAGCUCAGAACAGAUAAACCAACCUGGAGAGACUACCAGGAGGCCAUCGCACCGCUACACACAAUGAAAGGGAAGUUACAAUCUGCUACCUCACCACUAGAUGUCACUAAAUUCUACACACUGGACCCUUAACAGUUGCUGUUUGCCUGAAUCGAGUAGCUAGGUCUGUGAAACGCAUGCUAUUUGGCCACCAGACUUUUGAAAGAGAUUUCGUUUUCAUGAGUUCGGACAGGAGGAAUGCUGUUUGUAUGAAGAGCGUGGAAAAAUUGUAACUAAUCUUUUUUUUUUUAGCAUCCGUACCAAAACUUGCAGUAGCACAGGCAACCUGGUCCUACUAUCAUGCUAUAUCCAGUAUGAAGUCCGUCUCACUCUGAAGUAACCCCUUUUAAAACAUUUCGAAGAUUUUAAAUAACCAGAUUUUUUUUUUUAAACAUGUUGAUCCACGUCUAGUUGUAACCCACUCGUCAUUUCAUGUUGGUUAUAAGCUCGAUAUGGUUUCACUCUCUAGGUUCCACAGCAUGGUGGUUCCAACACGAGGAGCAAGCAUUCAUCUAGACUUCUUCAUAUUGUGAGAUGAGAAUGUGUUCAGUAUUCUGCCCUUACUCGAAUGAGAAAUUGUCACUACCUGUAUUAUGACGCACAUCCGAUCAGUAAACAACAAUUUGCUCAAAGCACGCGUCACUUGUUUUGUUUUUUUGUACAGUAUUGUCAGUAUUGUUUUGAUACUGAAACUGUCUCGUACAUUUGAUGUAAAUGAGGCUUUACUACUGAAGCUGUGUGCCACUUUUCAGAUGGCGCUGAAGAGAGGCUGACUAGUGUCACUAAUUACUGCACCACUUCUACAUACUAAACGAUCACGUGGAAUCUCAUGUGUCUCUCACUGUCAUGUAACUACCUCCUCUAAUGUCCUCAUCUCAUGUCAUGUUGGAAUUGGACUGAUUUUAAUACCAAUUAAAAUGAAAUAAAGUGACAAAUAUGCAUACUUGA
Molecule: messenger RNA, 3002 nt
Organism: Gasterosteus aculeatus aculeatus (three-spined stickleback)
Lineage: Eukaryota; Metazoa; Chordata; Actinopteri; Perciformes; Gasterosteidae
Gene: tspan5a
Product: tetraspanin 5a
Cellular component (GO): plasma membrane
Source: RefSeq, a predicted model, not a curated record